This is a messenger RNA of Balaenoptera acutorostrata (minke whale), 2728 nucleotides long. It is a transcript of the gene ALKBH5, whose product is annotated as alkB homolog 5, RNA demethylase. Lineage: Eukaryota; Metazoa; Chordata; Mammalia; Artiodactyla; Balaenopteridae. The coding region runs from base 1 to 1185 and encodes 394 amino acids. The transcript has 4 exons. Gene Ontology annotation, molecular function: oxidative RNA demethylase activity. Gene Ontology annotation, cellular component: nucleus. The record is from RefSeq and is a predicted model, not a curated record. Gene Ontology annotation, biological process: mRNA processing; mRNA export from nucleus.
AUGGCGGCCGCCAGCGGCUACACGGACCUGCGGGAGAAGCUCAAGUCCAUGACGUCCCGAGACAACUACAAAGCGGGCAGUCGGGAGGCCGCGGCCGCCGCCGCCGCCGCCGUGGCCGCCGCCGCCGCCGCGGCCGCCGCCGCCGAGCCCUACGCGGCGCCCGGAGCCAAGCGCAAGUACGCGGAGGACUCGGACCCCGAGCGCAGCGACUUUGAGGAGCAGCAGCUGCAGAAGGAGGAGGAGGCGCGCAAGGUGAAGAGCGGCAUCCGCCAGAUGCGCCUGUUCAGCCAGGACGAGUGCGCCAAGAUCGAGGCCCGCAUCGACGAGGUGGUGUCCCGCGCCGAGAAGGGCCUGUACAACGAGCACACGGUGGACCGGGCCCCGCUGCGCAACAAGUACUUCUUCGGCGAGGGCUACACGUACGGCGCCCAGCUGCAGAAGCGCGGACCCGGCCAGGAGCGCCUCUACCCGCCGGGCGACGUGGACGAGAUCCCCGAGUGGGUGCACCAGCUGGUGAUCCAGAAGCUGGUGGAGCACCGCGUCAUCCCCGAGGGCUUCGUCAACAGCGCCGUCAUCAACGACUACCAGCCCGGCGGCUGCAUCGUGUCUCACGUGGACCCCAUCCACAUCUUCGAGCGCCCCAUCGUGUCCGUGUCCUUCUUCAGCGACUCCGCGCUCUGCUUCGGCUGCAAGUUCCAGUUCAAGCCUAUCCGGGUGUCGGAGCCCGUGCUUUCUCUGCCGGUGCGCAGGGGAAGCGUGACUGUGCUCAGUGGAUACGCUGCGGAUGAGAUCACGCACUGCAUCCGGCCUCAGGACAUCAAGGAGCGCAGAGCAGUCAUCAUCCUCAGGAAGACGAGAUUAGAUGCACCCCGGUUGGAAACAAAGUCCCUGAGCAGCUCCGUGUUACCACCCAGCUAUGCCUCAGAUCGUCUGUCGGGAAACAACAGGGACCCCGCUCUGAAACCCAAGCGAUCCCACCGCAAGGCAGACCCUGAUGCUGCCCACAGGCCUCGGAUCCUGGAGAUGGACAAGGAGGAGAACCGGCGCUCGGUGCUGCUGCCCACACACCGGCGGAGGGGCAGCUUCAGCUCGGAGAACUACUGGCGCAAGUCCUACGAGCCCGCGGAGGACUGCCAGGAGGCAGCGGGCAGCCCCGCCCGCAAGGUGAAGAUGCGGCGGCACUGAGGCCUGAGCCUCCGGGACUCGGCUUGAUCCUCACUAGCUGCCCCUCCUUUUGUUUCGUUCUGAGGGUUUUUUUUUUCCUUUUCUUUUCUUUUUUUGAUUCUUAUAUUUUUUUUCCGUGGUUUGUUGCCUGUUAAUAAGGCUGAAGAACAGAAUUGGCCAGGACCUGGUUCUCAUUCAUGUUCUUGGUUUUCCUCCUGGAUGGAAAGGCUGUUGGCAUCUGUAGGCACAGAAGCUCACGCUGGAGUGGCCAGUGGAGGCGUGGGGGGCAGCUGUCCUCACGUGGGGCUGUGUCAGGCUGGGUUUAUUUAAAAGCAACAAAAUGUUUUGGUUUAGAAAAAUUCUUGUUUUGCUUUCAAUGUAAAUCUUCUUAGUGUUGUAAAUGAAGUUCAAUCUCCUCCCCCUCCCCCCACUGCCGUCUGAUGGGUUGAGGUCUUGCCGGCUCUGCAGGGGGCCUGCUGCCCUCCCACCCCUCACCUGCUCUCCAGGCCCCAGCAGCUCACGCAGAUACCCCCUCCUCCUGCAGCAGUUGUUAGGGAUGACCGGGCAGAGGCCUAGAUAGUGCCAGCCCCUGUUGCCCCAGAGCUGUUCAGUUGGCUGAGACCCCGGGCUUCCUGCAUGCCCUCUGGCCUGCUCUGCCCACGGGUCCCUGGGCUGCCCAGGGGCCGGCUGCAGUGGUCCUGACCUCUUGCCAGGGGCCCGCCUCUUUGCUGGGUUGCUCCUUUUAAGCAUACACGUGUGAUUGUGUGGAACAGUUAGACUUCCCGUGUUGGGGCAGUUUUAGGAAUUGUUUCUAGCUGGAGGGACUGGUGUCCUUCUGAGUCUAGCGUUUGGGCUAUGGAAAAUUGUUGUGGUGUGUGGUAGGGUUUUUGUUUUCUUUUGUUCUGAGUUUUCAUUUUUCCCUUUGGUCUCCUGGCUUUUUCCUUUCCCUUUCCUUUCUUCUCCAUCGGCCCUCCUUGGGCCUUCUCCCUAUGUCAAUCCCCAUAGGAAGCUGCCCGCCCCCUCUCUCCGCCUGCAGCAUGCAUCCAAGGCCAGAGCUCAGGCCUGCAGACUGGGUUGGUGCCUCCUCCGCCUCAGGGGCAUGAGAGCUGGGGAAGGAAGGGUCCUUUAAAAAAUAAUAAUGAAAGGGAAGAAAUAAGUGAAGUCUUUGGCAGUUUCCGCCCGCUCAGAUCCUUGAAGGCUGCAAGGUUUUGCUGAUCUGGGUUCAUUAGGAAUGUCCUCUUGCCAGCCAGAGCCAAGACCCAGGCCUGCUGAGAGCAGAGGCCCUCCCAGUCCCCAGGCUGCUACCACCCUAGGGGGCUAGUCUUACAGAAGAGGCUGCAGAAAGCUGGGGGCAGCCACCAUCAGGAAGCCCCUCUCCGGGGCCAGAACUCCUUUGCCAGUGUGGAUUCCUCAAGUCGGGACUGCAUAACUAAAGCAGUUGCAGUUUUAUUAUUUUUUUUUUUUUUACAGCUUUUUUCCCAAAAAUGAUUUGUAGUUGUGUGUGCAGCACUUUGCCCUGAUAUGUGUGCUCUACAAUAAAAACCAAAUCUAAUAUAUUUUGAAA